AUGUCUUUGAGAUUUGCUUCCGGCAUCGAGUGGGCAGAACUCUUCGAGCGUGGUCGUUUGCGAUAUAUCCCCGACCAUCUAGACACACCCUUGCGCUCCUACCGCGGCAUCUUCGCAGGCCGCAAUAGACGACCGCACCGCAUUCACAUCGCACACGUCGCUCCCGACCCAUUGCUACGUAUCAAAAGAAAGAGCACGACUAGCACUAGCAAGUCGUACGUUACCGAAAAGCUGGCGGUCCCACGUGCCAACGCAAAACGUUAUCUACGUUCCUUUAUCGACUCCCAUUUCAACAGUAAACCCGAAACCUCAGACCCACCCGCAGAUCAACCCUCGUCAUCGUCGUCGAGCACCAACAGCAAUCGCAACUCUAUUGCUUCUUCCCGAGGCUCACAGACUGCCCAAAUGAGGUCGCUCACCAGGAACUCGGGCGUAGGUGCUGUGGGCGCCAUUGGAAGCACGUUAGCUGCCCCAGCUGUUCCCAGGCCGUCAUUAUCAGAGUCAACUUGGUCUUCAGGCCGCACCUCUGCCAAAAGCAUCAUCAGCAGUGUAAAGAGCAUGCCAGAGGAGAAGCCAGUAGCUUCGGGCGGAGGCGUCAGCGUCAACGUACAACUCACAGAGCCUGUCUUAUUCUUACGUGGUUUCGAACAAUCCGAACAUGCUGAGCGAAGCACGGCGAUGCUCCGUGGCACACUGUGUUUAAAGGUCACAAAGCCUUCAAAGUUGAAGGCCAUCACGCUAAAGUUUCGGGGCCGUGCAACGACAAAAUGGCCAGAGGGUAUCCCCCCAAAGAAGACUGAGUUCGAAGAGGUGGAUACUCUGAUGAGCCACACAUGGCCCUUCUUCAACUCCCAAUUUCCGAACGCGGAAAAUGGCACCGGUGCAGAUCACGUGGAACUCUACAAAAGUUCAGGUGGUUUGAGUGGGUCGCCAAACAAUUCUUCCCUGAACCUGACAACGAAAGAAGCAAGACGCCUGUCACUGCAAGUCAACCAAUCGCGGAGUUUCGGGAAGGGUGACACCCCUGGAGGGGGUCCUUCAGUAGCACAAAAGGGCUACAGGAUGUUCAACCCUGGCGAGUACAUGUACAACUUCGAGCUACCACUGGACAGUCACCUUCCCGAAACCAUCGACGUUGAUCUUGGCUCCGUCAAGUACGAGUUGGAGGCGACGGUCGAGCGUGCUGGAGCCUUCCGCACAAAUCUUGUUGGAUCAAAAGAAGUUCAGCUUAUCCGCGCACCGUCAGAGGGUUCAUUGGAACAAGUGGAGCCUAUCGCCAUCAGCCGCAGCUGGGAAGAUCAACUCCAUUACGACAUUGUCAUUUCGGGAAAAUCCUUCCCGCUCGGAGCGCAGGUCCCCAUCGCCUUCAAGCUAACCCCAUUGGCAAAAGUACAAUGUCAUCGCAUCAAGGUGUUUGUUACUGAGAAUGUUGAGUACUUCUGCAACAACAAGCGGGUACAUCGCAUGGAGCCCGUCCGCAAGGUCCAACUUUUCGAGAAACGUGCGGAUGGUCCUGCUACAAGCACUUUUCCCGGUAGUACAAUGAGGAUAGUGUCCGGAGGUGGUGUUCCAUACGACCAACGGGUGGCUGCUUCCCGGGGUGAGGACGUACAAGUAGAAGACCCCACCAAUCUUUUGGGUGAUCUUGGUGGAGAUACAAACGUUGGCCCCACGGAGAUGGAGUUCAACGUACAAUUGCCAAGCUGUCAUCACCUCAAAGAGAAGGACAAGGCUUCCAAGUUACAUUUUGACACCACGUACCAGAACAUACAGGUGCAUCAUUGGAUCAAGCUCGUCAUGCGCCUUUCGAAACCGGACCUGGUCGACCCGUCGAAGAGACGACACUUUGAAAUCUCGAUUGAUUCACCCUUCCACAUUCUUUCGUGCCAGGCCACUCAAGCCAAUACCGCACUGCCAGCGUACUCUUCGCCAGAGCCUGCGCUCAGCGGAGCGGGAAUACCUGAAUGCGGAUGCCCCAACGCACCGCCUCGACGAAACUCCCCAACCAGCUUCGUGCCAACUCUGAGUUCGAUAGGCCGCUCAAGAGGCAACUCGGAUGCACCGAUGCCAACACCGGCCCCACCCCUCACACGACCACAAGCUGCACACAUUGGUGGACCCAACGACUCUACUGUACAAAGGCCAAUCCACCUAAUGCGCGUGCCCUCGUUCAACCCGCCAGCAUUCUCUGAAAUAGAACCGCCACCUCCCCCGCCUUCAGAAACACCGCCUCCUCUGUAUGAGACCAUCGCAUCGCCCACGAAUGGACUGGCGGACUACUUCUCUCGCCUUUCAGAUGCAUACGACUCUGACAGCGACCCUGAGCGCAACGACCGAAUGCGCGUCGAGAUACCUCUGACGCCAGGAGGUCGUGCGAAUCGGAGUAUGGACGAGAGGCGAACAUGGCUGCCCGUAGGCCACUAA
Molecule: messenger RNA, 2424 nt
Organism: Pyrenophora tritici-repentis Pt-1C-BFP
Lineage: Eukaryota; Fungi; Ascomycota; Dothideomycetes; Pleosporales; Pleosporaceae
Product: arrestin domain containing protein
Biological process (GO): ubiquitin-dependent endocytosis
Cellular component (GO): cytosol; cytoplasm
Molecular function (GO): protein-macromolecule adaptor activity; ubiquitin protein ligase binding
Source: RefSeq, a predicted model, not a curated record